AUGUUGUAUGAACUCAAUCUCAAUCUCUCUGGAAACAUCAAGAUUGAUGUACCCAGGAUUAUAUCGUUGAACUUGUCCUUUCUGUAUGGACUGUUUCUAGUGGUCAUCUCUUACAUCUUCAGCGGUCCGCAAAUGCGUUUACUUCAAACUAUAUCAGAUAUUUCUUUAAGAUUGCCACAAAAGUCAUAUCAAAAACUAUCCAAAUUAAUACACGCUAAGGAUAUUUUCGGCUUUUUCUUUCAUUUCUGGCUAGCGUUAACAUUAUAUUUCUCAUAUACUGAAAAAAAUGUUUUCGGUUUAUUCGAUAUCUUCAGAAUUUUUAUCAGCUUGUUAGGAUUUCAAAUAGAUAUGCUAUAUAUAAAUUGCGUUUGUGUCUUAAAGGCCUGUUUCAAAGAAAUCAAUAAUAAUUUGGAGAAUCUGCGGGAGCUGAUGAUAAUUAAUCCUAGACAGAACUAUCAUGAGCAAAGACAUCCGUUUUUGCUGAUAAAACUUAAUGAUCUGAAGAAACAGCAUCUGAUGAUAAGUGACACAGUGCAGAUGCUUAACAUGAUUUUCAGUCUGCAUCUUCUCGCUACCAUAGCUUUAUCCUUCAAGCAGAUAAUAUUCUACGUGUAUUCCAAUGUAAUACAAUGGCAAAACGGGAUAUCCUUGAAUCAAGACGAGAUUAAUAAUGCUUAUUUUAUAUCAGUCUUAAUAUAUUAUUUUACAAGAUUGACAUUGAUAGUGUGGGCUUGCGAAACUGGCAAAAACGAAGCGAUAAAAAUUGGCACUACCAUUCACGAUGUACUUAACGGCAUCAGCGAUGUACAAAUCAAAGAUGAGUUAAAUUUGUUCUCCUUGCAAAUAUUGCAUUGCGAUAAUACAUUCUCCGCGAAAGGAGGUCUAACUAUAGAUGCAACGUUGCUCACUGCGAUGGUGAAUAGUAUUUCCACGUAUCUAUUAAUUUUAAUACAAUUUUUGUUCAUGACGCAUUCCUGCGACAGCAAGACAAAUGCAAUUAAUUAUACAAAAUAA
Trachymyrmex septentrionalis is the source of this 1014-nucleotide messenger RNA. RefSeq names its product putative gustatory receptor 23a. Gene Ontology annotation, biological process: sensory perception of taste. The transcript has 3 exons. Bases 1 to 1014 code for a protein of 337 amino acids. NCBI's taxonomy places the organism in Eukaryota, Metazoa, Arthropoda, Insecta, Hymenoptera, Formicidae. The record is from RefSeq and is a predicted model, not a curated record. Gene Ontology annotation, cellular component: dendrite; axon; membrane.